AGGGUGAACUCCCAAGAGAUUGUCAUCUACGGCUAUAACAGAAAUGAUAUGUUCGUGGCUGCAGGGGACUCCGGUGUGCUCGUCGUGGAUAGUCGGGAGCGCAUGGUGGGCGUCAUUCAUGCAGGACAUUCAUCAGGUCUUGCAGCGUAUGCUACCCCGGCCUGA
Molecule: messenger RNA, 165 nt
Organism: Schizophyllum commune H4-8
Lineage: Eukaryota; Fungi; Basidiomycota; Agaricomycetes; Agaricales; Schizophyllaceae
Exons: 1
Source: RefSeq, a predicted model, not a curated record